This is a messenger RNA of Papaver somniferum (opium poppy), 900 nucleotides long. RefSeq lists its product as uncharacterized. Lineage: Eukaryota; Viridiplantae; Streptophyta; Magnoliopsida; Ranunculales; Papaveraceae. The annotation marks the transcript as partial. The transcript is spliced from 2 exons. The record is from RefSeq and is a predicted model, not a curated record.
UUGUGUGGUACGGUUAAAAUUAAGAAUUUGUCUGAUGAAUACCUUAGACUUAGGUUGUUUCCUUUCUCAUUAAAAGAUAAGGCAAAAUCUUGGCUAGAUGCUUUGCCUCCUUCAUCAAUUAGGACUUGGGAAUACAUGACAAAAUUGUUUUUGAACAAGUUUUUCCCUAGGCAUAAGACUUCUGCCAUUCGUCAAAAAUUAAAUAGUUUUGUGAAACAACAGGGAGAAUCUCUCUAUGACUACUUAGAGAGAUUCCAUGAUCUUUUGCUGCAGUGUCCACAUCAUGGAUUUGAUACUCCUAGGCUUACGUUGAUUCUUUACGAAGGGUUAGAUCAUAAAACUAUGACCACGGUAGAGUCACUUUGUGGUGGUAAGUUUCAGGAAAAAAGUGCUGAUGAGGGGUAUACAUUCUUGCAAGAGGUAGCUGAAAGAACCCAAGAGUGGGAUGCUAAAGAACCGGUAAGGUCAAUUGCUAAUAGCAAAGGAGCGCACAGAGUUGAUAUUCAAUUUGACUCUGACGCUAAAAUAGCUUCGCUGACAAGAAGGCUUGAGUCGCUAGAACAUAGUUCUAAAACUAAGCCUUUCGUCGAGUCUUUGGACCAAACCUUUUAUGACGAUGGUAGUGAGCAAUUCAAUGCUCUCUAUCAAGAUAAUCGUCGUAAAUAUGACCCUUAUUCCAAUACUUACAACCCAGGGUGGGAAAGACACCCUAAUUUUUCAUGGUCUAGAGGUCAGUAUGAAGGUCAUUCUAAUAAUGCUAGUGGUUACACACAGAAACCUUCCAUUCCUAAUGAUUCUUCUAACCAAAGAAUGCCUAGUAUGGAAGAAAGUCUAAGUUUGUUUAUGCAGGCUACUCAAAAGUCAAUAACAAACUUAGAGCAGACCACUGCAAGGUCCAUA